AUGUCCACUCUCAACUCCAGCACCCCGUCUCCCACAACCUUCAUCCUCAUCGGCAUCCCAGGGCUGGAGGAUGAGCACAUCUGGAUCUCCAUCCCCUUCUGCUUCAUGUAUCUUAUGGCCAUAGUAGGGAACUGCACCAUCCUCUUCAUCAUCAAGGCAGAGCCGAGCCUGCAUGAGCCCAUGCACCUCUUCCUGUGCAUGCUGUCCGUCACUGACCUGGUCCUGUCCUCCUCCACCGUGCCCAAAAUGCUCAGCAUCUUCUGGUUCGGUGCCCGGCAGACUAACUUUGGAGCUUGCCUGACGCAGAUGUUCUUCAUUCAUUCUUUUUCAGCCAUGGAGUCUGGGUUUUUCCUGGCCAUGGCCUACGACCGCUACGUGGCCAUCUGCCACCCGCUCCAACAUGCCACUGCCCUCUCAAAUGGCAUCAUUGCUAAAAUCACCCUGGCGGUGGUCGCCAGGGGUGUGGUGCUCUUCUCCCCCCACCCCUUCCUGGUGAGCAGCCUGCCCUUCUGCAGGACCAACGUCAUCUCCCACAGCUACUGCGAGUUCAUGGCACUGGUCAAACUGGCCUGUGCAGACACCACAGCCAGGAAAGCCUACAGCCUGACCAUAGCAUCUCUAGCAGGAUUCUCAGAUAUCAUCUUGAUUGCCCUCUCGUACGUGAUGAUCCUCCGCUCCGUCUUCAGCCUCCCCUCCAAGGAGGCACGUCUCAAGUCCCUGGGCACCUGCAGCUCCCACAUCUGUGUCAUCCUGGUGUUUUACACCCCAGCCUUUUUCUCUUUCCUCACCCACCGCUUUGGUCAUGUAGCUCCCCACGUUCACAUCCUUGUGGCCAACCUGUACCUGGUCUUCCCUCCCAUGAUGAACCCCAUCAUCUAUGGGGUCAGGACCAAGGGUAUUCGGCAAAGGGUGCUGAAAGUUUUGAAG
Molecule: messenger RNA, 927 nt
Organism: Alligator mississippiensis (American alligator)
Lineage: Eukaryota; Metazoa; Chordata; Crocodylia; Alligatoridae
Product: olfactory receptor 52K2
Exons: 2
Biological process (GO): G protein-coupled receptor signaling pathway
Cellular component (GO): membrane
Molecular function (GO): olfactory receptor activity; G protein-coupled receptor activity
Source: RefSeq, a predicted model, not a curated record